Messenger RNA from Oikopleura dioica, 456 nucleotides. Lineage: Eukaryota; Metazoa; Chordata; Appendicularia; Copelata; Oikopleuridae. The record is from the annotation of a GenBank genome assembly.
AUGAUGCGGAAGCAACUCCCGCUUGGAACCGUUCACGAACAUCCUGCUGAGGAUCCAGCUUACGUCACUCCAGAAUUGCUCAGUCACGAAGACAAAAUAGUGGAUAUAAUUGCACAAACAGCAAUUAAAGCGGCGAUGAACACAAUAAUCGAGAACCAGCGAGUUCUCAAUCUGAUCAAGCCUCUGGUUGAGCACAAAUCGAAGAAGAAAAGACAGCUAGUUCAUCCUUCUGAGUUCGAAGCGAUGGACUUUUCAGAAAUCAAAAAGAAAAACGCUAGAAAAUUGGAUUUUGGCUUUCGAUGGAGCGAAGAUGACAUCAGCGAAACAGAGAGAACAAUUUCAGGGGGCAAUUUCGCUCCAAUAAAAAGUGAUGGAUAUGCUUCUUUAGCUCUGUUAAAGAAGGACUUCGAAACUGCUUCUGAACUUGAAAGUAACUGGGAGAAGGAAUCGAAAUGA